AUGGCUUCACAAACCUCUGAAAAUUUAGUUUUCAAAGAAUCUGGGCAGCCUGCUAAAAGAACUAUGCUAAGUUCAUACUUUGACACUAUAAGCAAAGAUGACAUUGAUAAGAUAGAUAAAUCAUAUGCAAGGACAUUUUUCCAUACAGGAGUACCUUUUGCAUUAGCUGAUUCUUCUGCAUGGAAGCAACAUCAUGCUAAUCUUAGACCUGCAUAUAAACCUCCAUCUAGUAAAUGUAUAAGUGGGCGUCUUUAUAAAGAUGCAUUAAAUGAUGAAAAACAUGCAAUAAAAAAAUAUGUUGAAAGUUCUGAAUACGUUAGUAUAGUGACUGAUGGAUUUUCAAACAUUAAUGUGAAUCAUCUUGUUAGUUAUUCAAUUCAUGUUGAAAAUAGGACUAUGAAACCUAUUGCUUACAAAAUUGAGCCUACUGGUCAAGAACAGCAAACUGGCAUUAAUAUUGCAAAACGCAUAGAAAAUGUAAUUCUUGAAAUAGGUGUUGAUAAAGUUACAAGCAUUGUUACUGAUAACGCAUCAAACAUGAGAGCUGCAUGGGAUAUUAUUGAAAAAAAAUAUCCAAAAAUAUUUUGUAAUGGUUGUGCUGCCCAUACAAUAAAUCUUUUAGUAAAAGAUAUUUGCCUUCUUCCUGAGUUUGUGGAUAUUUUACAAAAGUCUGGAAAACUGACAGCCUUUUUUAAACAAAGAACAUCACUUAUCGAUCAAUUUCGUAUAAUUCAAAAUCGUGUUAAACAAGAAAAUAAUUUGAAGAAAAUGCGAGCAUUAUCACUUGUAGUUUUAACACGGUGGUAUAGCCAUCAUACAUCUGUUGCCCGUAAUCUUGAAAACAAACUAGUUCAUUUGAAUUUAAUUAACUCUGGUGCCUUCUCACGUGUAUCUAUAUCAAAAAAAAAAUCAGAUUAUGUAAACAUUGUACAAGACAAUUUUUUUUGGGAAGAAUGUCAACGUUUUAUUAAUGUUAUGAAACCAUUAUCAAAAUUAGUAGGUAAACUGGAAUCCGAUAGUUUUCUACUUUCUGAAGUUUAUAUAGGGUUUGUUAACUUAAUGGAAAUAUGGAAGGAAGACACAGUAUUGAAAACUCUUGUUUUAAGCAGAUGGGAAUUUAUUCACACGCCAUCUAUGGGAUUUGCAUACUUUCUUGAUCCACGAAAUCAUGGUGGCAGAAAUAUGUAUACUGAGUCUCCUCUAUCUAGCAAAAGUGAUCUUGUUAUAGUACUUGAGUUGCUUCCAAAGUACAUAGUUGAAACAAGAGGACUUUGCAAUUAUGAAAUUUCAAAAAAAGAAAUAAAAUCAUUUCAGAGGCUAUGUGCAAAUCCGACUCCAGAUUUUGCAACUCAGAUUAAAUUAAUGGAUCCUGAUAUCUGGUGGGGAGUUGAGGGUGCAAGUAAAUUUCCAAAUUUAGCAAAGGUUGCACAAAUAGUCUUUACUAUUCCAACUUCUCAAGCUGCAAGUGAGCAAAUAUGGAGUUUGUAUGAUUUUAUUUAUUCAAAGCGAAGAAACCGACUUGCAAAAGAUAAAGCAAUUGGAUUGGUUCUUAUGUAUGCAAAUGCAACACUCCACGAAAAAGAAGCAAAUAUUGCUGAUAUAAUGCUUGGCAAUACUAGUGAUCACGAUGAGAGUGAUGAGAGUGAUGAGGAUGGUGUUAAUGUUGUUUUCACUUUAGAGACUUCAGUUGAUACAAGUGAUUUAUUGUCACAGUUGGUUAAUUAA
Molecule: messenger RNA, 1725 nt
Organism: Hydra vulgaris (swiftwater hydra)
Lineage: Eukaryota; Metazoa; Cnidaria; Hydrozoa; Anthoathecata; Hydridae
Molecular function (GO): protein dimerization activity
Source: RefSeq, a predicted model, not a curated record